UCGGUUGGUCGGUUCGUUUCGUUAGGUGUUAAAGGUGUUAGUCGUUUGGGAGUGUUUUAGUAAUGUGAAGUAAAGUGAUAUGUGGUUUGUGUAAUUGUAAUACAUCAAAGGCAAAAACCAACAAAUAGACUAUAAUUAUUUAAAAAUCGACAUUUUUCUACUUUAGCCUACCAAUAAUCUGAUUUAGCAAUGCUACGAUUCAGUGCAAGACUGAUUGUUUCAAGCAGCAAAUCAUUUACCAAAAACAAUAACAUGUACAGGUCUGAUCUAUUCAAACUGUCAAGACUUUACCAAUCUGAAGUACAAAAUACAAGCGUUUAUAUGCUCAAAGAAUUUUCCACUCCUCAUUUUACUUUAGUAAUGGAUACUGUAAAAGAACUCGGUUUUUCCGAGAAUGAAAUCAAAUCCGUUAUUCAGAAGCAACCUGACCUACUGAAUAAAACUCCAGCUGUAUGGAACAAUAUAUUGGGUAGUUUGUUGGAUUGUGGGUUAGAGAAAAAAGCUGUCGUUUCUAUAAUUAAUAAAUGGCCAGAUGUGCUAUCAAUGAAGAAAAGUGAUUUGGACAAAAAUAUUGGGGCUUGGUUGAGGUGUAACUUGUCGACUGAGGUUAUUUUUGAAAUUUGGACAAUGCAUCCAUCUCUUUUACAAGUUCACUACACAACUGUUGAAAAGCGCAUAAAGCAAUUUCAGAUAUUUUUUGAAACAAAAAAAGGUGUUGGGAAGCUGGUGUUGUUGGCUCCAAAUGUUAUUGAAGAGAACUUUGCAGAAUUGUUUGACAAGCUCAAUUAUUUAGACGAGCUGUGCACUGAAAAAUCCGAAAUCAUAUCAUCAGCAGUUUUGGGCCACAGCGCACUCCAUAUCAGAACAAGGCACGAGUUCUUGAUAAGAGCCGGUAUUUAUAAAAGACCCGGUAAAGAAUUUAUCAAGAAAUUGUCCAAGAAUCCAAAAUUAAUUGACGUUGUUAACACAAGUGAUAAAGACUUUGUUAGUAAUAUAGCUAGGCUCUCAAUGUUGGAAUAUGAAGUUUUCUCAGAGAUGUAUAAGAAAGAGUACGAACAAGUCAGUAACUCUGAUGUUGAUUCAGAAGAUGAUGAACCGAACUUGUAUGGACGACAAAAGAAACGUAAACCAUCCAGAGUGUAG
This is a messenger RNA of Macrosteles quadrilineatus (aster leafhopper), 1143 nucleotides long. RefSeq lists its product as uncharacterized. Gene Ontology annotation, biological process: regulation of DNA-templated transcription. The record is from RefSeq and is a predicted model, not a curated record. The coding region runs from base 190 to 1143 and encodes 317 amino acids. NCBI's taxonomy places the organism in Eukaryota, Metazoa, Arthropoda, Insecta, Hemiptera, Cicadellidae. Gene Ontology annotation, molecular function: double-stranded DNA binding. The transcript has 2 exons.